AUGUAUGUCGAAAGGGUGACUGAGGAACAAGCGGCAACUUUUCAUGAGCAAUGGGUAGCCAGCAAUGGAACUGCAGACUGCUGCUCAGCGGACAACUUCUCUAUAUGGCUAUCCCGUGAUCCCGCAUCAUCCUGGAACAAAUCAGCUGGACGGGUUUUUGCCAGAGAUAUUAUGGAAAAAAUUCAAGCCGAUCCAAACAACAGCAGGGUACGGGAGAACCUAGAAAGGCAUUUUUAUAAGAGGAUGAAAAGUAUUCAUCGGACUUACAUGGAAAAGAAGAAGCCCUCUCAUGUGCAGGCCCAAUUGAAGGACAUCCGUGCUAAGAGAAACCGGCGUGCCUUGGCGACGAGUAUACUAAUCAUAAACAUCUACGAACAGCUCUUUAAGCGACGCCUCACAGUCUGCGUUCGCCACUCAGAGAUGCAUAGACACGUGCAGAUAAUGAAGUGCUUGGGUUCGGAUGGAAUGUCCAGUGACGAACCAGAGCCGGGAAUGCCUCAGACUCACAUGACUUACCGCCGAAAGCUGUUGCCUUGGCAUAGUGGGUCGCUGAUGGCUUUGCUCCGCCUCUUCGAUACUAUUUACCAAACUGACUAUCGACUUCAGCCUGACCACACACCUACUUGGGGAAAGAUGCCUCGACUACGUGAAGGUCAUCAAGCCUGCCGUAGUUCGGACUUGAAGUAUGUUCCUGGCCUCCCUAUAAAUGCGUACGACAAAGGAUGGAUUCUCAAACGAGACCAUGUGUUCCUACGUGAUAAGGUGAAACCUACCAAAGAACAAUACGACUUCUCGUUAUCAGCAGAAAUGGCGAACCUGUACGUAGUUUCCCAAACUUCAGGACUCAUUCUAAUUUGA
Messenger RNA from Desarmillaria tabescens, 858 nucleotides. RefSeq lists its product as uncharacterized. The record is from RefSeq and is a predicted model, not a curated record. The transcript is spliced from 2 exons. NCBI's taxonomy places the organism in Eukaryota, Fungi, Basidiomycota, Agaricomycetes, Agaricales, Physalacriaceae. The coding region runs from base 1 to 858 and encodes 285 amino acids.